AUGGCACCAAAAAAUAUUGAUGGAUCAGCUAAGAAAGUAGCACUCAACAAAGGAGCAUGGACUGCAGAGGAAGAUCAAAAACUCUCUCAGUACAUUGAAAUCCAUGGUGCAAAGAGGUGGAAAACAAUUGCACUUGAAGCAGGUUUAAAUCGAUGUGGGAAGAGUUGCAGAUUGAGAUGGUUGAAUUAUCUAAGACCCAAUAUCAAAAGAGGCAACAUUUCAGAUGCAGAAGAGGAUUUGAUACUUAGGCUUCAUAAGCUACUCGGGAACAGGUGGUCUUUAAUUGCUGGGAGACUUCCCGGAAGAACCGACAACGAGAUAAAGAACUAUUGGAAUUCUCAUUUGAGGAAGAAAAUAAAUCAGAAGGAGAAAGUAGUGGCGUCAGCAGCCCAAGAGGUCAACAUUUUGACACAGGAAACCUGCACCAUCACUCAUGCGGACGUGGAGGGUGCUAAAGGAAGUGGGACCUCUGCAGGAAACCUUGACAUGAACACCUUCUUUGACUUCACCAUUGAUGGAUCAUAUGGUUUAGAGUGGGUGAACAAAUUUCUUGAACUCGACGAGGAUCCUUGA
Molecule: messenger RNA, 573 nt
Organism: Corylus avellana
Lineage: Eukaryota; Viridiplantae; Streptophyta; Magnoliopsida; Fagales; Betulaceae
Source: RefSeq, a predicted model, not a curated record